Messenger RNA from Gryllus bimaculatus (two-spotted cricket), 1788 nucleotides. The record is from the annotation of a GenBank genome assembly. Lineage: Eukaryota; Metazoa; Arthropoda; Insecta; Orthoptera; Gryllidae.
AUGGCGGCGCCGGUUCCGGAGAAAAAUUCGAGUCAAUUUGUCUCGUUACUAAGUCAAUUAUUAUCUACGAACAAUUCCGAAAAAGUUAUAGAAAUUAUCCAAGACAAGGAAAAUAAGCAGAUCAUAAAAGAUGAAAGUUGGGAAAUUGUGAGAGUUGCUUGUGAGUAUUUGACAUUAGAUACUUACCUCAAAUCACGAUCGCUUUUCAACAGCUGUGAGACCGUUUUGGAAGAAAUUGCCAGAGUUGCUCUGCCAGAAGAAGCAUUAUUAGAAUUCCUUGAGCAAAUUGAGUCACCCGAUAGUGAUGAAAAGUUUUCUGCACUGUUGAAACCUUUACAAAUAGUUCUUUUGCAGCUAACAAAAAGGAAAGAACAAUCCCUGAGUUGGUGUUUGAGUACCAUUAAGACCUACAUUAAGGGAGUACCCAUUCCAGAAAAUCAGAACUUGGAAGGAAAUGAAAAACUAUUAAUGGAUGCUGAUCCAAAUGUGCAACGUAUAAAUGAUUUAUAUUCACGAAUUAGUGUGUUUUAUAAACCCUUUAUUGAAAAUGUUGCUCGUGAAGUUCAUGGUGAUAUACCAGAGAAAGAAGUUAUUGAGAAACAAAGACAAUUGUUAAUAUCAUUCCUCCUUCACAUACUUGAGAAACCCCUUGUUUAUCUUGAUUUGGAAUGGAAUUCUGAAGGUGCUAAAAGCUCAGCUCGAGUGUCAGCAGAGGAGAUUGUGUUCUGCCUUGGAUGCAUCAUGCCAGAUGUAUUGAUGUUUUUGGAUUAUGAUGGGCCAAUUAAUGAGUCUUCUGAAGAUGAUGAUGCAGAAGUCAGUUCAAAUUUGGAUGGAAGCCUUCACUAUUUUAUCAGGGAAGAUAAGGUGCCGACAAUGUCUUUGUCAGUUCUGUACUACUUGAUAUUUGCUGAGGGAUUACUGCAGCAUUUGCUACCAAUAGUGUAUGAUCCUGUGUUUGUGUUUCGUUCAUGCUUGCAUCAUGCUAGUGUUUUGUUAAAAAAUCCAGAAGUAAUGAUUCUGAAGAAAGGACUCCUCCUUAGUCAAGCAGUUAUUCAGAAAUUGCCUGAUAAGAAAAUACUUUCCAUUGAGUUGGAACAUCCAAGUUACCGCCAAUUUGUUGAUGUUCUCACCCAUGCUAUGGUGUAUUGUGGUGUUGAAGAGUGUCGAAAACUUGCUGGAACAAUAUUUAAAUCCUUUUUAUUUAAAUUUGAUACUAAAGGCAGAUACCUGUUGAUGUGCAACCUGCAAAAAACUGUCAAUCAUUCAGGUACACUUGGUUAUAUAAUAACAUUACUAAAAGAUAUGAUAAGACAAGAAAUUGCCCAGAAAGAUUUACCAAAUUUCUUUCAAGGUAAAUGCUUAUAUGAUCUUGUAACAGGAUACUGUCGUUUACCCAAUGGCGCCGAGAGCGAUUUGGUGGAAUUAGCAGAUGAGAUAAUAUCUGCUCUAAAUCUCUUGCGGUUUUUGUUAUUACAUGAUGAAAAGAAUGAAACCUGUAUAUGGGACCACAUCAAAUCAUUUGAAAAGGGUUACUUUGAUCCUUUGCGAGAGGGCUUGAAACUGUCACGAGCACAUUAUAAACUUAAAUUGCGUGAACUGAGCGAAGAAAGACAAAAGGCUCCUGGAAAACGAUCAGAAGUAACUAUUACGGUUGGCUGUCAGCAGUUACCUGAUGUCCCUUAUGACCAAAAAGUGUUUCUAAUAAAUUCGGCUCUGAAUGCAUUUGACCUGAUGGAGUGUUUGUUAAGCCAUAUUAAUGAAUGUAUUGAAGCAAAAGUGUCCCAUUAA